UAUAUACAAUAUAUGUCAUUUGUGUUUUUUCUGUUUUAAUGUUUAUGUGUAAACGAAAACUUUUAAAGUAGGAUUAACGUGAGUGAAAUAAAUACGAUCGUGGCAAUAAAUAAUUAAAAUAAUUGUUAAUAAUUAAUUAAUAAUUAAAUACACAAAAAAUGGGGAAGUCACGUAAUGGAAAAGCUGCAGUUAUAUUGACGCUAAUUGCUUUCAUAUUUGUGGUUAUUGCAUUUACCACACCCAAUUGGCUUGAAACGGAUGGUAAAUUGGAGAAUCCAACAUUUAGAAAAAUAGGUUUAUGGCAAGUUUGUUUCCAAGGUUUCGAAGAUCCUCAUCAUCUAUAUGAUACCAGAUUUUAUGGUUGCUGGUGGGUUUUUGAAGAAGAAUAUUAUAUCAUUCAUGAUAUUCUUUUACCUGACUUCUUUGUUGCAACACAAUUUUUCUUCACUCUUUGUAUGACGUUGUUGUUAAUCGCUGGAUUCUUAACUAUAACAUAUACUUGUUGUUCAAGAAACCAUGAAAAGUUUCAAUUGCUUUUAUGGACAACCGGUGGAUGUUUAUCAUUAUCUGGCCUAUGUGGUAUUAUUUCUGUAAUAAUAUUUGGUGCCAGGGGUGAUGGACGCGAUUGGUUACCAAAUUGGGAGCAUAAUGAUGUCAGUUGGUCAUUCGCUUUAGCAGUCGUUGGUAGUUUCAUAUCAAUCACAGCUGGUAUAUUGUUCUUAAUCGAAGGCCGUAGAUAUAAAAAGAAAAUAGAAAGAAUAUUGAAUGAAGAACAAAAAACUCACACUACUAUUUAAUAUAUACGUGUUUCCAUAUAAUGUGAAUUUUGCUAUUUUAAUCAUAGAUGAGAUUACAUUUAAAUAUUUGUAAUGUUAGGACAUGUGUGUCCAAAAAAUAUGCGUCGCAUUAAUUACAAAUAAGAAUCCGUCCAGGCACAAAUACUGCAAUCGCUAUAUCUGAUAUAGUUAAUUGCAAUAUAUUUAUAGAUCUAUAUAUCAUUUAUUCUAGGAGAUAAUAGAAGGACUAAUAAUUGUAUACAUGUUAAUAUAAUGUUAUUUUAUCAUUUUAUAUACAAUGUUAUGCUAUAUCUAAAUUUAUAUAUGUGUUUUAAAACACUUUCACAAUUAUAUACUUUAAAUCUUAAGAGAUUAUAGAAGAAAGACUAUAUAUAUAUAUAUAUAUAUAAAUCAUCAAAUUCUAGAAAAUAUUUAGAUAAAGUUCGUUGCAUUUUAUUGACUUGUACGUCAAGUAUUAUUAAUUCCGUCCGUAAUAAUAUUAUUUUUUAUAUAAAGAAAAAAAAGAAAAGCAGUAAUAUACUUGUAAAUAUAAACUAUUGUAUAUAAAGCUUUUAUAGUUUCCACACAAACAAAAAAAUCU
Polistes dominula (European paper wasp) is the source of this 1377-nucleotide messenger RNA. It is a transcript of the gene kune, whose product is annotated as claudin. NCBI's taxonomy places the organism in Eukaryota, Metazoa, Arthropoda, Insecta, Hymenoptera, Vespidae. The record is from RefSeq and is a predicted model, not a curated record. Gene Ontology annotation, biological process: septate junction assembly; regulation of tube size, open tracheal system. Gene Ontology annotation, cellular component: membrane; septate junction.